AUGCCUCAACCCGUUUCUGCUGUACGGCUCUUAGAAUCGAGCUGGGAUGAGGUGGAACAGAGUGGAAACACUUCUGGGCCAGCCGUUUACUGCCAACGAAAGGCCGCGCCUGGAAAGGAAACGUGCGUCGAAUGUUGCCCAAGUGCAACACGUUCAGCAUAUUCCAUAGUGUUCCUCGAGCUGCAAAGAAGCUCCACCUGGUCGUUGACGCCUUCCAGAUUUCUUCCAUUGCCUUGCACCGGGAAGGAUGUAACUCGGCCGGAGGCAUUGAGGAGCUUCCACGCGAGUGUCAGGGACACCAUUUGGAACAAUUCAUCGCAUGGAAGCUUGGAAGGAUGCACAGAAGCGUGUGCGUCUUCGGCUGA
Molecule: messenger RNA, 365 nt
Organism: Hymenoscyphus albidus
Lineage: Eukaryota; Fungi; Ascomycota; Leotiomycetes; Helotiales; Helotiaceae
Source: the annotation of a GenBank genome assembly